GUGGUGGUGAUAACGGAGGAGGAAGGCGAGGGCAAGACAGUCGCGGGAACGCAAGGGUGGCAGAUGCCUGUCAUGCGUGAGAUCCUAACCAGCUGGUACUGCUCCUUUGGCAAGUGUUGCGCGACGGGAGACUGCAGGGUGACCAACGACAUUGCAGGUAAAGAUACUCUCCGGAAGUUCCACCUCUCUGCUCAGGUCCAGCUAGCAAAGCAGAUUAGCGAGACGGUGCAGUUAUGUCAGCAGUCACUCUUCAUCUUCGAUGAGGUAGAAAAACUUCAUGUCGACCUCCUAGAUGCCAUCAAACCCUACCUGGAUCACUAUGACAGCAUUGAUACAGUGGAUUACCGCCGGUCCAUCUUUUUGUUCCUGAGUAACACUGGAGGCAACAUCAUCAAUGAAGUGGCCUUAGACUUCUGGCGGGCUGGUCGAGACCGAGAGGAAAUCACCAUGGAGUAUUUAGAACACUACCUGAGGACGGAGCUGCUGGAUUCCGCAGAUGAGGAUUCUGCCUACAGCCGCCUUCUGGAAGAGAACCUCAUUGACUUCUUGGUACCUUUCCUGCCCCUGGAGUACCGCCAUGUGAAACUGUGCGCUCGGGAUGCCUUCCUGGCCCGGGACCUACUGUUCACUGAGGAGGCACUGGACGAUGUUGCGAGGAUGAUGGUGUUUGUCCCCAAAGAGGAGAAGCUCUUCUCUGCCCAAGGGUGCAAGUCGGUCUCCCAGCGCAUCAGCUACUUCCUGCCCUGACUGUGGCCGGGUUUCACUGCACACAAAUGCUGCAAUGCAGCCAGUUCUGCUUCCUCUUGCACAAGGGCUAGCUAAUGUGGAUUGCACUAUGACUGGGUAUUAAGUCCUCCUGUGAUGCGGGGGGCUGCCAGGCUGGCCGAAACCGAUAUGAGCUGCUGUUGGCUGCAAGAUGCCACUGAAGGACUUUCAUAAGAAGAAGAAAAAGUGGCGUUUUCAGCAAAUACACAA
Messenger RNA from Gekko japonicus, 975 nucleotides. RefSeq names its product torsin family 3, member A (gene TOR3A). Gene Ontology annotation, molecular function: ATP hydrolysis activity; ATP binding. The transcript is spliced from 5 exons. The record is from RefSeq and is a predicted model, not a curated record. The coding region runs from base 64 to 747 and encodes 227 amino acids. Gene Ontology annotation, cellular component: nuclear envelope; endoplasmic reticulum lumen. NCBI's taxonomy places the organism in Eukaryota, Metazoa, Chordata, Lepidosauria, Squamata, Gekkonidae.